Messenger RNA from Meloidogyne enterolobii, 168 nucleotides. NCBI's taxonomy places the organism in Eukaryota, Metazoa, Nematoda, Chromadorea, Rhabditida, Meloidogynidae. The record is from the annotation of a GenBank genome assembly.
UUCCUUCGUUUUGGCGUAAUGUUGGGAAUUAAAAAUGAAGUAUUACAACAAAAUAAAAAUUUAUCGGGAGAAGAAAGGAGUAAUAAUUCAGCAAAUAUUUCUUCUAUUGGAGGUGUUAAUAUUCCAAAUCAAAUUUUAUUAUUAAAUAAAAAUGGAGCCGCAAAUUGA